ACUAAUUUCGACAUGAAGCCAGAAACCAACUUAUAUUCUAUUUAUAGGUUUAACCUUCUUCUUCUCAGAAAGUUUACAAAAAUAGUAAAGACUUUUCAUUGGUUACUCAGUCAACAUCUGAGCUAAGAUGGCGGCCUCCGUGAAAAAUAAAAAGUGUCUUGUCAUUGGAGGAUGUGGUUUCUUGGGCCGUCAUCUCUGUGAAGGUCUUUUGGAGAGAGGCUGGACUGUCAAUGUCUUUGACAUUCGAUCAACCUUUGAAGAUUCCAGAAUAAAAUUUUUUAUUGGGGAUCUGUGUAAGAAAGAGGAUCUCCUACCAGCUUUAGAAGGAGUGUACUGUGUAUUUCACUGUGCUUCGCCAGCUCCUCUUAGCAACAAUAAAGCUCUGUUUUACAAAGUGAACUAUGAGGGAACUCGUAAUGUCAUAGAGGCAUGCAAGGAGGCAGGAGUCAAGCGCAUGGUUUUGACCAGCUCAGCUAGUGUGGUUUAUGAGGGGAAAGGCAUUCGUAAUGGAAGAGAAGAGGAACUGCCCUACGCAGCCAAGCCUUUAGACUACUACACCGAGACAAAAAUACUCCAGGAGAGGACCAGCCUUGAAGCAAACAGUGAUGACUUCUAUACUGUGGCGAUCCGACCUCAUGGGAUCUUUGGGCCUCGAGAUCUGCAGCUCGUUCCAAUCACAGUGGACAUGGCGCGGAAAGGAAAGACCAAGUUCAUCAUUGGGGAUGGUAAAAAUGUGGUAGAUUUCACCUACGUGGGUAACGUGGUGCAUGGUCACAUCCUGGCUGCAGAACACAUAGGGCCCGGAUCUCCCGCCAACGGAAAGGCUUAUCACAUUACCAAUGACGAGCCCAUCUUCUUCUGGACCUUCAUGACCAGGCUGCUCACCGGCCUGGGCUAUCCGGCCCCCCGAAUCCACCUGCCCUACUCCCUGCUCUACGUGGUUGCCUUAUUCCUGCAGUUUGUGGCCUGGAUUGUCAGUCCGCUGGUCAUCUUCACCCCUUCCCUCUCGCCCAUGAAGGUGGCGCUGGCCGGCACAGAUCAUUUCUACAACUGCGAGAAUGCCAAAAGAGACUUGGGUUACUCCCCCGUGUUCACGCUGGACCAGGCGCUCAAGUUGACCAUUGAGAGUUAUCCAGAGAUGAGAAAUCCUGAGGAGAAGAAGGGGUCAUAAUCUUGUACUAGCUGAGCUUAGACGGUUGAAAUUAUUUUGUAAAGAUGUUUGUCUCCAUUUUGGUAUUUCAAAGUAUUUUUGAAAGUAUCUCAAAAGUCGUACCAAAGUAUAACAAAUGAUGUUAGAUGACAUUUUUGUUGUUGAUGUUUUGAUGGAUACCAGUACUUUCAAAUCCAGGAUGUUUAAGUAGUGUUUCUUUCUCAGUCAAGACACUUGUAUUUGUUUAAAAACUGUCCCUCUAAAUCUUGAACUGGUGCCCUGUUGGAAUUGCUCUUGUGAUUGCAACUUUGUUUAUAUCUUAAGGGACUUCAGUUUUUCUCCUCUCUGUUGCCGGAUUUUUAACAUGGUUAAUUUUUUUUCCUUGAUCAUAACCUUUUGAAGACUUUAUUUAUGUCAAGCAGAUAGCUAUCGUUUGUAUCUAUGAACUGGAUGUAAAGUGGCAAAUGUUAUUUUAAAAUGAUGUAUUUGUGAAAAGAAGAAGUGCUUGGAAGAGCCUGGGUUAUUAAACCCAGAAAGACUUGUGUGGACCACAGUGUUUACUGAGAUUAGUAAGAGCUUAUGAAUGACCUAAUAUGUUUCUUCAAGACUUUCGGUGUCAGUGUGCAUGGUUGAUUAGGUAUUCGUCACUGCUGGAGCAGUAACUGUAUUCUGAUUUAGUGCGAAGUGUUUGGUACUGAUUUUUUUCACCUGACUAUUUUAUAGGUCAGUUUUGAUGUUUUUUUCAAUUCUGUACUCUAAGUUUACUUGUACUUAUUUAUGUUGAUCUUGUUUUUAUUGUUUCUGUUGAACUACAAGAGGGCAACAAGCCUUUGCCAAAGUUCACAUGUUGAUUUGCUCAGAGCUAUUAUUCAAAUCUUUUUGUACAAAACUGCUUUUUUUUUGCCAA
Aplysia californica (California sea hare) is the source of this 2057-nucleotide messenger RNA. Its product is annotated as sterol-4-alpha-carboxylate 3-dehydrogenase, decarboxylating. The record is from RefSeq and is a predicted model, not a curated record. The transcript has 7 exons. Lineage: Eukaryota; Metazoa; Mollusca; Gastropoda; Aplysiida; Aplysiidae. Bases 128 to 1171 code for a protein of 347 amino acids. Gene Ontology annotation, biological process: steroid biosynthetic process. Gene Ontology annotation, molecular function: 3-beta-hydroxy-Delta5-steroid dehydrogenase (NAD+) activity.